GACGUAAAAAUAUCAUUGGAGUGACUUGGAUGUUCAGUUUCUUUCAUUUAAUAAAAGAAAGUGAUUUUCACUCCGUAUUUUGCGUAAGGACAAUCCGUAGUGUUUGUUUUAUAAUUGGAUUAUGAUAUACUGACACGUCCGUCCAUUUAUACAUCGAUAUAUCUGACCAAAAACGUGAAUUCGGGCGUCGACCGGUCCAUCCCUCCUACCCGAAACCGUUGCUGCUGUCAUUCGUGUCAGUGGCAGUCGUCAUUUUAUACGUGUCGUGCCGCCGAGAUACACGGUUAAAGAGCCGGUCGGUUUCAACAACGUGUUGUGUGUAGUGUCGGUCUUUGCGACCGUUUAAUGUGGUAUACAGUGCCGGUGUUAGGUUAUCGUAAGGGUCGCGCGGCGUGAUUGGGCGCGAUGGUGGAUAUGGAUAGGAACGACCCAGAACUCCGUUACCUGUCGGUGGAUCGGAACAGUUUCAAUGAUCCGGCGACGCAGGCGGAGUGGACUCAAAAGCGUUUGGUGUGGGUUCCGCAUGAGACCCAGGGGUUCGUGGCUGCGGGGAUCAAAGGCGAACGCGGAGAUGAAGUGGAAGUCGAGAUCGCGGAGUCCGGGAAGCGGAUGCUGGUACAGAUUGAUGAUAUACAGAAGAUGAAUCCGCCAAAGUUCGACAAGGUUGAGGAUAUGGCGGAGCUGACCUGCCUGAACGAGGCGUCAGUGCUGCAUAACAUCAAGGAUCGAUAUUAUUCUGGACUCAUUUAUACGUACUCGGGGCUCUUCUGCGUGGUGGUCAACCCGUACAAGAAGCUGCCGAUCUACACGGAGAAGAUUAUGGAGAGGUACAAAGGGAUCAAGAGGCACGAGGUGCCGCCCCACGUGUUCGCCAUCACAGACACCGCGUACCGCUCUAUGCUUCAAGAUCGCGAGGACCAGUCGAUCUUAUGUACAGGAGAGUCGGGAGCCGGUAAGACAGAGAACACAAAAAAGGUCAUACAGUACCUCGCGUACGUUGCCGCCUCUAAACCCAAAGGAUCCGGAGCGGGGCCGACGCCACAGUUGAUAAUAGGAGAAUUAGAACAACAGUUGCUGCAAGCCAACCCCAUAUUGGAAGCUUUUGGCAACGCCAAAACCGUGAAAAACGACAACUCGUCACGUUUUGGUAAAUUCAUAAGAAUAAACUUCGACGCGUCCGGUUUUAUAGCAGGUGCCAAUAUAGAAACAUAUUUAUUAGAAAAAUCAAGAGCUAUAAGACAAGCGAAGGACGAGAGAACAUUCCACAUCUUCUACCAGCUCCUGGCUGGAGCCACACCGCAACAAAGAGCAGAAUAUAUAUUGGAAGACCCGAAGAGCUACUUUUUCCUGAUAAAUGGGGCUUUACCUGUACCGGGAAUCGAUGAUGCCGCAGAGUUCCAGGCCACGAUCAAAUCGAUGAAUAUCAUGGGCAUGAACCAAGAAGACUUCAAUUCGAUAUUCAAAAUUGUGUCCGCUGUAUUAUUGUUCGGUUCGAUGCAGUUUAAGCAAGAAAGAAAUUCGGACCAGGCCACCCUUCCAGACAACACAGUCGCUCAAAAGAUCGCACAUUUGCUUGGUCUUUCCGUCACAGAUAUGACAAAAGCUUUCUUGAAGCCAAGAAUUAAAGUAGGUCGCGAUUUCGUCACGAAAGCGCAAACGAAAGAACAAGUCGAGUUUUCAGUUGAAGCGAUUAGUAAGGCCUGUUACGAAAGGCUUUUCAGAUGGCUUGUUAACAGAAUUAACAGGUCACUAGACAGAACCAAGAGACAAGGUGCUUCAUUCAUCGGCAUACUCGAUAUGGCCGGUUUUGAAAUUUUCGAGCUGAACUCUUUCGAACAGUUGUGCAUCAAUUACACAAACGAAAAACUUCAACAGCUUUUCAAUCACACUAUGUUCAUUCUGGAACAAGAAGAGUACCAGAGGGAAGGCAUCGAAUGGAAAUUCAUCGAUUUCGGUCUCGACUUGCAACCGACAAUCGAUUUAAUUGACAAGCCUAUGGGAAUAAUGGCUUUGCUCGACGAAGAAUGUUGGUUCCCGAAAGCAACGGACAAGACAUUCGUGGAAAAGCUUGUGUCAGCCCAUUCGGUACAUCCCAAAUUCAUGAAGACAGACUUCCGUGGAAUAGCGGACUUUGCUAUUAUCCACUACGCCGGUAAAGUCGAUUACUCCGCCGCUCAGUGGCUGAUGAAGAACAUGGAUCCAUUGAACGAGAACGUUGUCUCACUUCUGCAGUCAUCACAAGAUCCUUUCGUGUGCCACAUAUGGAAGGACGCAGAAAUAGUCGGCAUGGCACAACAGGCGAUGACCGACACACAAUUCGGUGCUAGAACGAGGAAGGGUAUGUUCAGGACAGUUUCACAGUUGUACAAGGAACAGCUGACGAAACUUAUGGCCACCCUACGCAAUACGAAUCCUAACUUCGUCAGGUGCAUCAUUCCAAAUCACGAGAAGAAAGCUGGCAAGAUUGAAGCGCCUCUGGUCCUCGACCAGCUCAGGUGCAACGGUGUGUUGGAAGGCAUCAGGAUAUGCAGACAGGGUUUCCCCAACAGAAUACCGUUCCAAGAGUUCAGGCAGCGAUACGAAUUAUUAACGCCGAACAUAAUUCCAAAGGGUUUCAUGGAUGGCAAGAAGGCAUGCGAGCGCAUGAUCGAAGCUUUAGAACUGGACCACAAUCUGUAUCGCGUCGGUCAGUCGAAGAUAUUCUUCAGGGCUGGAGUGCUCGCCCACCUCGAAGAAGAGAGGGACUACAAGAUCACAGACUUGAUAGUAAACUUCCAAGCAUUCUGCAGAGGUUAUUUAGCGAGGAGAAAUUACCAGAAGCGAUUGCAACAGCUGAACGCCAUCCGAAUUAUACAGAGAAAUUGCGCCGCGUAUCUCAAGUUGAGGAAUUGGCAAUGGUGGAGAUUGUAUAUUAAGGUGAAACCGCUCCUCGAAGUAACGAAGCAAGAGGAGAAGUUGACCCAGAAGGAGGAUGAGCUGCGGCAGAUCCGCGACAAGCUGGACUCGCAGAUGAAGCGGUGCCAGGAGUUCGAGGCCAAGUACCAGCAGGCCAGCGCUGAGAAGACGCAACUUGCAGAACAGCUGCAGGCGGAGUUGGAGCUCUGCGCGGAGGCGGAGGAGAGCCGAGCCCGCGCGGCGGCGCGCAAACAGGAGCUGGAGGAGCUGCUGCACGACCUGGAGGGGCGCAUCGAGGAGGAGGAGGAGCGCAGCAACGCGCUGCAGCAGGAGAAGAAGCGGCUCCAGCUGAACAUACAGGAUCUAGAGGAACAGCUGGAGGAAGAAGAAGCAGCUCGCCAGAAGCUGCAGCUGGAGCGUGUACAGUGCGACUCCAAGCUCAAGAAGCUGGAGGAGGACCUCGCCCUCACAGAGGAUACCAACCAGAAGCUCACCAAGGAGAAGAAGAUACUCGAAGAGCGCGCAAACGACCUCUCCCAAGCGUUGGCCGAGGAGGAGGAGAAGGCGAAACAUUUGAGCAAACUCAAGACGAAACAGGAGUCCGCCAUCGCCGAGUUAGAAGAGAAGCUCCUUAAGGAUCAUCAAAUGAGGCAAGAAGUGGAGAGGGCCAAGCGAAAGAUCGAGACAGAGUUGCAAGACGUUAGAGAACAGCUCGUUGAGAAGAAGGCGCAGAUUGAAGAAUUGCAGAUUGUACUGACGAAACGCGAGGAGGAGCUAGCGGCAGCGAUAAGCCGCGUGGACGAGGAGAGCGCGCUGCGGGCGAGCGCGCAGAAGGCGGCGCGCGAGGCGGAGGCGGCGCUGGCGGAGGCGCACGACGACCUGGAGGCCGAGCGCAACGCGCGCACCAAGGCCGAGAAGCUGCGCCGGGACCUCAACGAGGAGCUCGAGGCGCUCAAGAGCGAGCUGCUCGACUCGCUCGACACCACGGCCGCACAACAGGAGCUCCGCUCGAAGCGGGAGCAGGAGGUGGCGGUGCUGAAGCGCAGCCUGGAGGAGGAGGCGGCGUCGCACGAGGCGUCGCUCGCGGACCAGCGGCACAAGCACUCGCAGGAGCUGCAGCUGCUCAACGAGCAGCACGAGCAGCUCAAGAAGACCAGAGCCGCGCUGGAGAAGGCGAAGGCGACACUGGAGGCGGAGAACGCGGACCUGGCGACGGAGCUGAAGAGCGCGAGCGCGGCGCGCGCGGACGGCGAGCGGCGCCGCAAGCAGGCCGAGGCGCAGCUGCAGGACCUCGCCGCCAAGCUGCAGGACGUCGAGCGGGCCAGGUCGGAGGUGUCGGAGAAGUGCGUGCGACUGCAGAGCGAGGCGGAGCAGGCGUUGCAGCAGCUGGAGCAGGCGGAGCUGAAGGCAUCGGCGGCCGCCAAGCACGCCGCCACCGCCACCGCGCAGCACGCUGAGGCGCAGGCAUUGCUAGAAGAGGAAACAAAACAGAAGUUAGCGCUACAGACUCGGUUGCGCAACGUUGAGCAGCAGUUGGAGCAGGCGCGAGACCAGCUCGAGGAGGAAGAGGAGGCCAAGAGGAACUUGGAGAAGCAGGUGACGGCGCUGACGCAGCAGGUGGCGGACGCGAAGAAGAAGGCGGAGGAGGAGGCGGAGGCGGCCGCCGCGCUCGAGGAGCAGCGCAAGAAGCUCGCCAAGGACGCCGAGGCGCUGCACCGCCAGCUCGACGAGCUGCGCCAGGCCAACGAUAAGCUGGACAAGAGUAAAAAGAAGAUACAGGCAGAGCUGGAAGACACGAACAUCGAGUUGGAAGCGCAGCGCGCCAAGGUGAUGGAGCUGGAGAAGAAACAGAAGAGUUUCGAUAAGGUGGUAGCCGAAGAGAGGAGCGUAGCGGAGCGGUACGCGGCGGAGCGGGACGCGGCCGAGCGGGACGCGCGGGACAAGGAGACGCGCGUGCUCAGCCUCACGAGGGAGCUGGACGAUGCCGCCGAAAAGAUCGAAGAGCUGGAGCGGUCGAAGCGGCUGCUGCAGUCGGAGCUGGACGAGCUGGCGAACACGCAGGGCACGGCCGACAAGAACGUGCACGAGCUGGAGAAGGCAAAGCGCGCGCUCGAGUCGCAGCUGGCCGAGCUGCGCGCGCAGAACGAGGAGAUCGAGGACGACCUGCAGCUCACCGAGGACGCCAAGCUGCGCCUCGAGGUCAACAUGCAGGCCAUGCGCGCGCAGUUCGAGCGCGACCUGCAGGCCAAGGAGGAGCAAGGCGAGGAGAAGCGGCGCGGCAUCGUGAAGCAGCUGCGCGACGUGGAGGCCGAGCUGGAGGAGGAGCGCAAGCAGCGCNNNNACGCGGUGAAGCAGGCGAAGAAGCUGACGGCGCAGCUGAAGGAGGCGCAGGCGCUGCACCUCGCCAACAAGGUGAAAGAGGACGCGGUGAAGCAGGCGAAGAAGCUGACGGCGCAGCUGAAGGAGGCGGUGCGCGAGGCGGAGGAGGCGCGCGCGGGGCGCGAGGAGGCGGCGGGCGCGGCGCGCGAGGCGGAGCGCCGCGUCAAGGCGCUGGAGGCCGAGGCGCUGCAGCACGCCGAGGAGCUGGCCGCCGCCGAGCGCGCGCGCCGCCACGCCGAGUGCGAGCGGGACGACCGCGACGACGAGCUCACCGCCGCCGCCGCCAAGGUCACGCUUCUAGUGGACGAGAAGAAGCGUCUGGAAGCCAGGAUAGCGGCGCUGGAGGAGGAUCUGGAUGAGGAGCAGUCGAACAACGAGAUACUCAACGACAGACUUAGAAAGUCACAGAAUCAAAUCGAACAGCUGACUAUGGAGCUGGGCACGGAGAAGGCGGCCACGCAGAAGCUGGAGAGCGGCAAGCUGGUGCUGGAGCGACAGAACAAGGAGCUCAAGGCGAAACUCGCCGAGCUGGAGACGGCCGGACGCGCCAAGACCAAGGGCGUGAUCACGUCGUUGGAGCUGAAGGUGGCCAACCUGGAAGAGCAGCUGGAGGCUGAGAGCCGUGAGCGGCUCGCGCAGCAGAAGGCCUCGCGCAAGCUGGAUAAGAAGAUGAAGGAGCUCGUGCUGCAGCUCGACGAGGAGCGCCGCCACGCCGACCAAUACAAGGAGCAGAUCGAGAAGAUGAACAACCGCGUGAAGGCGCUGAAGCGGCAGCUGGACGAGUCGGAGGAGGAGGUGCAGCGCGAGAAGGUCGGCAAGCGGAAGGCGCAGCGCGAGCUGGAGGACCUGCUCGAGACGCACGAGACGCUCGCGCGCGAGUGCUCCAACCUGCGCAACAAGCUGCGAAGGCAAGGCGGCGCGAUCGGGCUGUCGGGCGCGUCGUCGUCGUCGCGCGUGAAGCGGUCGUCGCUGGCGCCGGGACACGCGUCCGGCGACGAGUCGUUCGACGACGUCAACGACACCGCCAACAGCCUGGAGUGAGCGGCGCGGUGGGACACUGGCGAGCGACUGCGCUGCGACUAUCCGGCGACUUUUCUUUUUGUUGCGACUUUUUUUUUUGCCGUGGUAUUUUUUGAGCGGGGGACGGUUUUCGUUGUUGUUGUUUGGUGGUACAGUUCAGAGAAAUUGUUUGGUGUUUAAAAGUUGCGAGAGUUUUCGGUAUGAAAAAUGAGAUUAUUGUCCCCCGCUCAAAGGUUAUUUGAAGAAAAAUUCACAUUUGUAUUGUUUUGCAUAUAAUAAAUAAUGUUUUAUGGCGGUUGACCGUCUUUAUUGUACUGUUUAGCUGUUCCAGCGUAUAGUGGCGUAACAUCUGUUUCCUUGUAAUUGUCGCAUAAUCAUUUACAAUAAAAAAAUUGUCUCGAAAAUUUCCUUUGUUUUGUUACGCCAUUAUAUUUGUUGUAAUCAAAAUUGAUAUUAAAUUAAUUUAAGUCGAUUCAAAUUGUCACUUUUUUACACUAGUAACGUUGUGUUAUAAACGCAGACAAGAAAUUACGUGAAAUUUAUUUAUUUUUUAUUUAAUCAGUUGCUCGCCUUGUCGUAUUGUAAACUUAAUAUUAAUAUUAUAUCGAGAAUGUGAGGAUAAUCGCUAUUUACGAUUGAAAUUGCCCCCAUAACUAACCUCGAUCGUUUGUGAACUAUUAAAUGUAAUAGUUUGAGACAAGCGAAAGCAAAAUGUAUAAUCGAUAUAUAUUUAUAUUUUAAUGUAACAAGCAAUAGCAAUUGUAUAUACGUGAUAUUUGAAAUUUUGUACGCCUCAAAAUGAAUUUCUUGCUGAUUUGAUCGUGGACUGGUGCUCAAUUUUUAACACUAAAAACCUCAAUACAUUGUGGUAUAGACAAUUCAGGGUUGCCAUAGAUGAAAUUGUUUAUCAAUCUGUUUAUUUUUUAUAAUCUGGUUUUUUUUUUUUGUAAUUGUAAGGUUUUUGAAAAUACACGUUUCAGUCAGUUCAAAUUGGUUCACCCAUACCAGUAUUAGUAUCGAAACAUUCCUAAAGUAUCGAGUUUUCACGUUGCGACUUGGUCGGACGAUGUUAAUUGGUAAUUCAUUCUAUGCGUGAUAUUAUGCGGUGGUGCUGGCGAAAGAAAUAAAUAAAUAACAGCACAGCGUUCGUAAAAAGGCGCUUUUCAUUUCUUUUUAAUAGUCUGUGCAAAUCAUGUGUUACGACUUUCGCGGCGCCAUCGCGUGUUUAUUUUUUUUUUAUAAUAAAAAUUCGAUUGUAAAAGUAUUAAUUACGUGGCAAAUGUUUUUCGGUGUUGCAUUUAUCGCAAUUGAGGUGAAGACUGGUGUUGCGACAAUAUUUUUAUUCAUCUGACAUUUUGAUUCGAUCGUGCCCCGUUGGAGGUGGCUCUGAGCCGGCCGGUUGCGCUCCUCCUGUAUAUAAGUGUCGAGUGUUCCACUGAGCGCUUAGUUGCCAUAAAAUUUUUAAAGCUAGUUGUAAGGAGUCAACGGACGCGUCGGCGAAUGCAUCGUUUUUUUUUUAUUUGUACUUACUAGGGAAUAACCGUUGGACUGUCGGUCGCUGACGCGUCCGCGGCGGGUUUUUAAAUUUUUUCUUAGCUGGCAUCAUCGGUCGUGUAUUUGAAUAAUCGAUGGUGUGCGUUCCUAAGCCGAUGGCGGUCGAAGUGUUGUCUAUGGGAAUUUUGAUGAAUUUAAAUUUGGAACGGCUUCAAUGGCGCCAUCGGUUGAGGAAACGGUGAACUUUUAUACAUGUGGUAUUAUCACUUACAAGUGUGCGCUAGGACCGCUUGCUUUAUUUAGACUUAGAUAAGACUUAGUUUACAUCGUGGCCUUAGGUUCUUUAUGUGGACGCGCCCUUACCGUCACAGACGGACACUAACCACUAUUUUAUAACGAAAACAACUUGUAUCUUCGCAUUUUAUACGUUAUUGUACCCCGAGUCUUAAUUUUAAUGACUUCUUCUUUUUUUAUAAAGUUUUUUUCUGAAUAAUAAUAUAAAUUUAAAUGUAAGUAAACCAUUGAAGCAUAAACAUAUUUUACAUAAAUAUUAUAUUUAAUUAUUAACAAUAUUGAUAAUUGUAAAAUUGGCCAUAGGUUGUAACAAGUUAUCAGUUGGUAUGCCAAUUAAACAAUUUUUCAUGAUUUUUAAUA
Messenger RNA from Zerene cesonia (dogface butterfly), 8442 nucleotides. It is a transcript of the gene zip, whose product is annotated as myosin heavy chain, non-muscle. Gene Ontology annotation, molecular function: cytoskeletal motor activity; ATP binding; actin filament binding. The record is from RefSeq and is a predicted model, not a curated record. Lineage: Eukaryota; Metazoa; Arthropoda; Insecta; Lepidoptera; Pieridae. Bases 406 to 6315 code for a protein of 1969 amino acids. The transcript has 30 exons. Gene Ontology annotation, cellular component: myosin complex.